Aphanomyces invadans is the source of this 692-nucleotide messenger RNA. RefSeq lists its product as hypothetical. The annotation marks the transcript as partial. The record is from RefSeq and is a predicted model, not a curated record. The transcript is spliced from 6 exons. Lineage: Eukaryota; Oomycota; Saprolegniomycetes; Saprolegniales; Verrucalvaceae.
CAAUGUGCUCGCUGUCGACGCCAAUGCAGAUGGCGCGGCCGAUCCUGGUGACGAUCCCGGACUUGGUGGGCCAUGGCAUCCAGAUGCUGCCCGCCGAGGUAUUCCUAUCGUCGCCUUGGGGCGGCUCGUUCAACGUACUCCGAUUUCGAUAUGACGCCCAUCGCCAGACACUCCAAGAAUCCGGGCAAGAUUUGCUAGAGGUUCUACACGCGAUCAAACCCAUCUCAGGGCUGGAGCCCAGUUUUAUCACCACCCACGGAUACGGCGCGCUCGUGCUUCGCGAAGCGCUGCGUUCCAUCGACUGGCGCGACGUUCGAACGAGACUUGUUAUGGUAGCCCCUCCCAACCGAGGGACCUUAAAACCGCGGUGGUGUCUGACGGCAAAUGUCGCCAGGACGGAGCUGCAAACCCUACACGACUUUGACUUGGACAUACGGCUUGGGAAGCUGCCUCGUCUAACUUCGGCUCUGGUCAUCGCAGGCGCUCGCCAUUUUCCGUGGUCACAAACGUCUGGGCCUUCCGACGGCGUUGUGUCCGUGGCGCACACGCACAUGCCAGGCCAUUACCAGCACAUGACGAUAUCGGCACCACACAAUCUCAUUAUGGCCCAUCCGUCCACACUUCGAUUGACACGUGACUUUUUGCUGGGAUAACGAAUUGCAAUACUAGUAUUCCAUUUACUGUGUUUGAAA